GCGGCGGCGGCGGCGGCGCCUCGUGCGCGCGGUUAUUUAUUUAUUUCCGGGCCCCAGAGCGCUUAUAAUGGAGCCGCUGUCAGCAGAACCUUCUGCUGCCGCCGCCGCCGCCGCUGUCCCUCCUCUUUUUUUUCCCGGCAGAUCUUUGUUGUGUGGGAGGGCAGCAGGGAUGGACUUGAGCUUGCGGAUCUCCUGCUAGAGCAGCCGCGCUUGGAGAGGGCGCCGCAGCCGCGAGGAGGAGCCGCCGCCGCCGCCCCGAGGCCCCGCCGGACCCGGCCUCCGUCCGCCCGCGCCCCCGCUCGGCCCACUCGCCCCGCGCCUCCCGGCAGAGUCCCCUCCCGGCGGCAGAUGUGUGUGGGGUCAGCCCACGACGGGGACUAUGGUGAAAUUCCCGGCGCUCACGCACUACUGGCCCCUGAUCCGGUUCCUGGUGCCCCUGGGCAUCACCAACAUAGCCAUCGACUUCGGGGAGCAGGCCUUGAACCGAGGCAUCGCUGCUGUCAAGGAGGAUGCAGUGGAAAUGCUGGCCAGCUAUGGGCUGGCAUACUCCCUCAUGAAGUUCUUCACGGGUCCCAUGAGUGACUUCAAAAAUGUGGGGCUGGUGUUUGUGAACAGCAAGCGAGACAGGACCAAAGCCGUCCUGUGCAUGGUGGUGGCCGGUGCCAUUGCUGCCAUCUUUCACACCCUGAUAGCUUAUAGUGACUUAGGCUACUACAUUAUCAAUAAACUGCACCAUGUGGAUGAGUCUGUGGGCAGCAAAACGAGGCGGGCCUUCCUGUAUCUCGCUGCCUUCCCUUUUAUGGAUGCAAUGGCGUGGACCCAUGCUGGCAUUCUCCUCAAACACAAAUACAGUUUCCUGGUGGGAUGUGCCUCGAUCUCUGAUGUCAUCGCUCAGGUCGUGUUUGUCGCCAUCUUACUGCACAGUCACCUGGAAUGCAGAGAGCCUCUGCUCAUCCCCAUCCUGUCCUUGUACAUGGGCGCCCUCGUGCGCUGCACCACCCUGUGCCUGGGCUACUACAAGAACAUCCACGACAUCAUCCCCGACCGGAGUGGACCAGAGCUGGGGGGAGAUGCAACCAUAAGAAAGAUGCUGAGCUUCUGGUGGCCUUUGGCGCUCAUCUUGGCCACACAGAGGAUCAGUAGGCCGAUCGUCAACCUCUUUGUUUCCCGGGACCUUGGUGGUAGUUCCGCAGCUACUGAGGCAGUGGCAAUUUUGACAGCCACAUACCCUGUGGGUCACAUGCCAUAUGGCUGGUUGACGGAAAUCCGUGCUGUCUACCCGGCUUUUGACAAGAAUAACCCCAGCAAUAAACUGGUGAGCACUAGCAACACCGUGACCGCGGCCCACAUCAAGAAGUUCACAUUUGUCUGCAUGGCCUUAUCACUCACGCUCUGUUUCGUGAUGUUCUGGACGCCCAACGUUUCUGAGAAAAUUCUGAUCGACAUCAUCGGCGUGGACUUCGCCUUUGCAGAGCUCUGCGUCAUUCCCCUGCGCAUCUUCUCCUUCUUCCCGGUUCCAGUCACUGUGAGGGCGCAUCUCACCGGGUGGCUGAUGACUCUGAAGAAGACCUUCGUGCUGGCCCCCAGCUCCGUGCUUCGGAUCAUUGUCCUCAUCACCAGCCUCGUGGUCCUGCCCUACCUGGGGGUACACGGAGCCACUCUGGGUGUGGGCUCCCUCCUGGCAGGGUUCGUGGGAGAAUCCACCAUGGUCGCCAUAGCCGCGUGCUACGUCUAUCGGAAACAGAAAAAGAAGAUGGAGAACGAGACAGCGGCCGAGGGGGAGGACUCGGCCAUGACAGACAUACCACCGGCAGAGGAGGGGACCGACGUGGUGGAAAUGCGAGAGGAGAACGACUAAGGAGCGAGCGGACGCGGGGACAGCAGGGCAGCCGAGGGGGCAGCGCAGCGACAUCUCCUCUCCCGUCGUGCUUGCUUUCUUCUGCUGGGGGUUUGGGUUUGGGUUUGGGUUUGGGUCAGGGAAGAGGCCUCGCCGUGAAGGUCUCGCGGAGACUCUGCGGCAUACUGGGUGCGCCCACUCGGCUGCGGGGACCCGAACUGCGGUCUCUGCCGUCACCUCCUGCACACGAAUAGAACGAUGAGUUCACGCCCCGCUUCCCCCGAAAUCCCGAAGGCGCAGCUGCCUCUAGAACAGCCUGUCUCCUCCUCCUCCCUCGGACAAUCUCCACUCGGAACCAAAGGACUGCGGCUGUGCCAGCGGGCCCUCGGCCACCCCCGCCCAGGGCCGGCCUGGACCCUGUCCCUCCGCAUCUCUCUUCCCAAUCCACACGCUACAGCUCGGCUCCCUCUGGCUGGCUUCCCGGGAACACAGCUGCGCGGAGAGACGCGGCCCCGGAGGCCUUCCACCCCGCACGGCCUGCGGCCACCAACGGCCCCCGCCCCCAGGCAGAGCGUCCGCGACGGGCGGCGGCCGGCCUGGCCGUUCACACUGACCGGUGCCUUUGUGAACGCGCUGCACGGCCGGACAGACGGCCAGGCCUGCCCUCCCGUGGGAAGGUUCGGGCCGCCAGGGGCGUAGCGGACUGAACGAGAGCAUCUCACCGGCAUUUUCCUAGGUUUGAGCGAGCUCCCACCUUUCAGGCCCCGCCGUGUACAUACAUGAGCUAUUUUUUUUUAAGUUGUCAGGACAGCGCAUCUCCAAAUGUCCGCAUCCUCAGGCAUGACUGUCCCCGAAGGCUUGUUUUUCACUCACCUUUCCUGAAGAUGGCGCUAGAGCAAGUGAAACGGAGCGUUCUAACUUCACAUUCUUAGUUUUUAAAAAAGUGAACGGAAGCUUUAAGUCAUAAUCUAGCAUUCUAAUGCCAGGUUGCUGUAUCGUAACUUUCGAAGUAGAUUCAUUACCUGGUUCCGCUGCUCUUAGUCAUAACCACGCGGGACAGGUAAUUUCACGCCACACGAUAAAGCAAGACAUUUUCUAAGCGAUAGCAAAGUCACUAUGUGAUAUUCCCUGAAAUGACACAUUUGAGAUCCAUUUAGUGCAGUAUAUUUUUCUAAGUUUUGGAAAGCGGGUUUUUUCUUUAAAAAAUUAUGGACACAGUUCACUAAAUUCUUGAUUUAGUCAAAAUUCCUAGACGGAAAGAACCUAAACACAAAAAUAUUUUAAAGAUAUAAAUAUAUACUGUAUAUGUUAUGUAAUUUAUUUUAGGCUAUAAUACAUUUCCUAUUUUCGCAUUUUCAAUAAAAUGUCUCUAAUACAAUACGGUGAUUGCUUGUGUGCUCCACAGACCUGCAGUUGAAACGUAUUGUAUCGAUGAACAUUGUAUUUUAUUUACAGCAGUUUUACAGAGUCUGUCAUUUGUAUAUAAAUGUAAGGCUCAAUAAAUGAGAGAACUAUUUUUCAUUAUGGGUGGCAGGGGUAUAAAUAGGUCAGCUGGCAUAGACAACAGUGGGAAUGGAAAUAUACACUGGAAGGGGCAAAAAAGAAAAAAAGGAAGAAACAGGCAAGCCUUUCGUGUUUAUUGUUUUCAGUGCUGUGUAAUCAUAUUGUUCCUCGUUUAAAAAAAAAAAAAAGAAUGUAAGGGCAUAAAGUCAGCCAUGAACAUCACAGGGCUGCAUUCACAUUUCCGGACAUCAAGUGACCUUGGGUGUGUCCACCAUGGGGACAGAUUUUCAUGUGCUUCCUCUGAGAGACUUUUCCUCCAUAUAGAUGAGUGCUGGGAAUUAAGAUGGGUAGCUCUCGGCUGGUUUCAGGGGCAGAUCUGAGAAGAUGGGGAAGAAAACGUCUAAUUGUAUCAGCUUUUUAAAAGUACAUGACUAGAAAAUUAAACAGCAGUAUUUUUUAA
Messenger RNA from Lontra canadensis (Northern American river otter), 3800 nucleotides. It is a transcript of the gene ANKH, whose product is annotated as ANKH inorganic pyrophosphate transport regulator. Gene Ontology annotation, cellular component: membrane. NCBI's taxonomy places the organism in Eukaryota, Metazoa, Chordata, Mammalia, Carnivora, Mustelidae. The transcript is spliced from 12 exons. Gene Ontology annotation, molecular function: phosphate transmembrane transporter activity. Bases 380 to 1858 code for a protein of 492 amino acids. The record is from RefSeq and is a predicted model, not a curated record. Gene Ontology annotation, biological process: phosphate ion transmembrane transport.